UCUCACACCAUAAGGUGACAGGUUUCUCAGCCGCUCCCCUACAGUCAUAUUAACCAGCCGACCUCUCAGGAAGCAGCCAGCAGUCACCGCGCUCCCGGACAAGGAUUCUGCCAUUUCCUGGAUUUGACCACAGUGGACAAUGCCGGUGCUGAACAUAGCCGGGCUGGUCUGCUCCAGUCUCAGCUUCGUUCUCCUGCUCUCUGGCGCCCUCACUGACUUUUGGUUGGUGAAUUUUGGCUCAGACUUGUUCCAUAUGGGACUGUGGCAAAGUUGUACCAAAAACAUAUGUUUUAAAGUGACGGCGAGCGGUUACCUCAAUGCCACCAGAGGGCUCAUCAUCCUCUCCUCCUCGCUUCUCGUCUUCGGAAUGAUAUUUUCCUGCCUUACAUUUGUCAAGUUUCACAUAGGAAGACUCAGUGCCUGCCUCGCCUCUGCUGUCCUGGAAAGCUUGUCAGCUGUUUUUCUUCUCAUUGGGAUGUCCAUCUACACGUCUAAGACGGCCUCUGCGGUCCUCAACAGUUCUCAAAACUACCAGUGGUCCUUCUACCUGUGCUGGGGCGCCGAGGUGCUGCUCAUCCUUUCAGGGAUCUGUCACUUUCUGGCUCAUCGAUCUACGCCAUUACCUGGGUACGAGUCGGUGUAGACGCUGGUAUGGUCCUUCCUUCACCACUGUGCUCCUUCUCGUCAUCAGCACUCUCAUCAUCCUCAGUAGUAUUCCCAUCAUCCUCUACAGUCUGGUCAUCAUCCAAUUCUACCCCUUUUGCUCUCCCCCUUUAGUAACUUCAGACAUGCUGUGUGGCAAACCACCACCCCUGACUCCAGCAAUAACAGUCAUGAGAUAAGUGGCUGCCUGGCAGCAUGGGCGCUACUUAUCCCAUGAUAAAAUACAAACCAGUGUGCAGAACAGGCUGGCAUCCAGUUCCCAGACUGGCAGUAGAUCUUCUGGCGAGCUGAGGUGAAGCGUCUAACAUGGGGUCACUCUGUACUGGCCAUAAAGGAAGGUCCCUUUAAGGGACAGUAUUGGGCAAUGGCGGGGGCUUGACUAUCCCAAAAAUACAAGAAUAUUACGAUAUUUUUGCAGUUCCCUAGAAGCUACCAAAACACCACCGGUGGAAUGUGCCAGUCCUGAUGGAAUCCCCAGUGCCUGCCAUGCCAAAAUCACCCAGCAGCACGGGCAGCGGCCCUGUCUAAUUAGCCCUCCUGGGGGCAGGUCACAGCGGGUAAAAGUCACAGACAAGCCCCCCGACCCCCAGCAGUUGUCUUUUAUUCGUGAAUGUUGCCCUUAAUUCAUUACUAUUUUUAUUUAAUUUUUUUACUUUACUUCUCAAAAAUGAUCCUCCAAUAAUUUUUUUUCCAUAAAAGGUUUACAUUGGCAACAACGUGUGAAAACAAAAAUUGCCACCAGUAAAGGGGAACUCCGCUGACGCAUCACAGGUGUUAUAAAGCCGUUUCCUCUUUCGUUACAUUGUAUCUUCUUGCACAGGGAUGCGGCCCUCCAUCUUGGCUUGUUGGGAGUUGUAGUUUUGCAACAGAUGAAGGGCCGCAUGUCGGGCAUCCCUUUUCUUGCAAAACUUAAUUUUUUUAUUUGAAACUUGUAACAUUUCAAUAAAGUCGUUUCUCUGCAUCAA
Molecule: messenger RNA, 1628 nt
Organism: Bufo gargarizans (Asiatic toad)
Lineage: Eukaryota; Metazoa; Chordata; Amphibia; Anura; Bufonidae
Product: protein NKG7-like
Exons: 5
Coding region: 140-643 (167 amino acids)
Cellular component (GO): plasma membrane
Source: RefSeq, a predicted model, not a curated record